AUGAAUACCACAGCUGGGUCAUUCGUACUGCUCAAGGAUGGAGGCGAAGUUGUAGGAGACUCAUUCGUCAUCAAGCAGCUUCGCAAUGCUGGGGCCAUCAUUUUGGCCAAGGCUAACCUUAUGGAGUGGUCUGGAAGUGCCGGUGUAAAUGCAUCCGCAUGGAGCCCCCGAGGAGGCCAAGUGUCGUCGCCCUUCGUGGUUGGGGGCUUCGCGGCGGGCGGUGACCCCGGGGGCAGCUCGUCUGGCCCCGGGGCUGGUGUGGCGGCAGGGUUUGCGCCCCUGGCAUUUGGGUCAGACACCGAAGCCAGUAUUGUCUUACCAUCCAGUCGCGGCGCAUUGUAUGGCCUUCGGCCAUCGACGGGAAUGACGAGCAGAACAGGAGUCGUGCCCAUCUCAUCUUCUCAAGAUACCACAGGCCCUCUUGGCAAAAGCACUUGGGAUGUUGCUGUAUCACUGGGCAUCAUGGCGGGCCUGGACCCCGACGAUUCUUAUACCAUUCCAGCAGAACCUUUUCGACACGACGAUUAUACCAAGUUUAUUGAUGCGAAUGGUUUCAAAGGUCUCCGUAUCGGCGUUCUCCGGGACCCCUUCUUCGAGAGUGAGACUGCCCGGCAGCAGCUGAUGAUCUCGUCGUUCAACGAAUCACUCGCCAAGAUGGAGUUCUUGGGUGCAACUGUCUUGAAGACUUCGCUGCCAAACAAGGAAAAGUGGAACUAUACUUUCGUUGGCGGCCCCGAGCGGUCGAGCAAUGGAACCAUUCGGAUCCGUGAGUGCAGUCGACAUGUCAGGCGCAGUCUCGGGAAUUGUACUUUGCUGACCUGUCAUCCCCCAGAAUAUGACCUCAAGUACGACAUGGCGCAGUAUCUGACGACUCGACGCCUCAACUCAUCCCUAAGCUCUCUCGAGGACGUGAUCAACUCGAUGGUUGAAUGGUGGAGCCUCGAGUCACCAAAAGGACAGUGCUGCUUCCCUACGUUCAUCGCCUCUGACCAGGUCACGGAUCGCGAUACUUCAGUGGAAUACUGGCUUGCUAAGUAUACUCAAGAGCGUCUCUAUGAGGAUGGACCGGCCGCUAUCUUCCGUGACUACAACCUCGAUGUGAUUGUCCUCCCGACUGAGUUCAACUCUGCCCGACUCGGUGCCGUUGGUCGUCUUCCUGUCGGUACUGUACCCCUAGGAUAUGAUGAUAUCGAAUUACCUUUUGGACUUGCAUUUGUGGAACAGCGCCAUGACGAGGGCACUGUUAUCCGUGCUAUGUCUGCCUACGAGGCUAACUUCCCGCCACGAAGGGUGCCCACUACCCUGAAAUGA
This is a messenger RNA of Penicillium olsonii, 1311 nucleotides long. The record is from the annotation of a GenBank genome assembly. NCBI's taxonomy places the organism in Eukaryota, Fungi, Ascomycota, Eurotiomycetes, Eurotiales, Aspergillaceae.